AUGGACAACUCUGUAAUCCAACAACACUUGGCAUACUAUAAACAAUCCACAGCGACGGCCCGUGAGGAACUCGCCACCCUGCAAGCCAAAUAUUAGAGUCUGCCAUCACAGGUUUCAGACGCCCAAUCAAAGGUUGUGUCUCAAGAGGAGACUAUAAAUAAUUUAAGGGAUGCUACUGAGAGUCAUAAUGAGAAGGAGGCAAGACAGGAGUCUCUUCUGAGCGCUCUCAGAGAACACAACUACAACACAGAGCAAGAGAUGCUUUCCAUCACCUCCUCCAAAAGCAUCAUGGACAUGAGAAUACAGACACUGACAAAGGAGAACGAGGAGAUGGGGGCGAGAGUGAUGGAACUUGACAUUAAGUCUAAACAGCAUUUAAGAGAAUGCAACAAGGCAAAACAGGAAGCCACUGAGAUCCAGAGGAGAUCUGAUGAGUUUAUAUCAACACUGGCAAGCAAAGUCUCCAUAAAUUUAGCAGGAAAGACAGAUCCAACGGAUUACAUUGUGUUCAUGGUGAUGGAUGCAUGCUGUAAGGACAGAGACAGACUGAAGAACUGCAUUCAUGCUCUAGAAGAACGUGUGAAAUCCUAUGAAGUGGAAUGUAAAGCCAGUAGAGAAACAGUAAAGCGACUGGCAACUGAUGUUGACCAUCAGCAAACAAUCUCAGCUAAAUGAGCUAAACUCAGUCAGAACAAACAAAUAUCUAGACAUGAUUUGGAUACUGUCUCCCUGAAGAAACUCAGUUUUGAAAGGGAGAACCAGGCCCUUAAAACCACUCUAGAGGAGACUGAACUGGCCCAUUCAUCAGCACAGCAGCGGUGCAGUCACUAUGAGAAUCUGUGCCAGGAUCUCGACAAUAAACUCAGCAGAUACCAGAAUGAAGCUCAGGUGUCUCACAGUCUCUAUGACUCCUUCCUUAAAGAGGUGGAGUCUUUGCUUGAUAAUCUAUCUUCUCAACCCACAGAGCAAAUAUUGAAGGCACUUACAGCCCUUUGUAGCCAUGAAAAAGUGUAA
Molecule: messenger RNA, 1014 nt
Organism: Myxocyprinus asiaticus (Chinese sucker)
Lineage: Eukaryota; Metazoa; Chordata; Actinopteri; Cypriniformes; Catostomidae
Gene: ccdc170
Product: coiled-coil domain containing 170
Source: RefSeq, a predicted model, not a curated record